Cryptomeria japonica (Japanese cedar) is the source of this 759-nucleotide messenger RNA. RefSeq names its product secreted RxLR effector protein 161-like. The transcript is spliced from 2 exons. The record is from RefSeq and is a predicted model, not a curated record. NCBI's taxonomy places the organism in Eukaryota, Viridiplantae, Streptophyta, Pinopsida, Cupressales, Cupressaceae. Bases 1 to 759 code for a protein of 252 amino acids.
AUGAAUGAUUGUAAACCAGUGGGUACUCCUAUGGAAACUUGUUGUAAACUUCAGCAAGAAGUUAAUCAACCUGAUGUAGAUCAUACAAUGUAUCGGUCCAUGAUUGGAAGUCUUUUAUAUUUGACUGCUACAAGACCUGAUAUAAUGCAUUCGGUUUGUUUAGUCUCCAGGUUUCAAUCAACACCUAAAAUAUCUCAUCUAAAUGCUGUUAAAAGAAUCAUGAAGUAUAUUUCUGGAACUCUUGAUUUUGGUUUGUGGUAUCCAAGGCAUAAUGAUUUUACCUUAACAACCUAUAUUGAUGCUGACUGGGCUGGUUGUCCUGAUGAUAGAAAAAGCACUUCUGGGGGUGCAUUGUUUCUUGGUGGAAGAUUAGUUGCUUGGCACAGUAAGAAACAAAAUUCAGUUUCCUUAUCCACUAUUGAGGCAGAAUACAUUGCUGCAACAACUUCUUGUACUCAGGUACUCUGGAUGAUUCAAACAUUACAAGUUGUCUAUCUUGAUGUGCUUAAACCAGUAUCCAUUUUCUGUGACAAUUCCAGCGCUAUAGAUAUUUCCAAAAAUCCUGUUCAACAUUCCAGAACUAAGCAUAUUGACAUACAAUAUCAUUUUCUUCGUGAAAGGGUUUUUGCCAAUGAUGUGACUUUACAUGGCUACACUGGUGACGAAGAUGAGGCCAUUGGAAAUGUAGAUGAGGGUGAUUAUACUGAUGCUCCAGGCGGUGAGAGUGAAAAAGGGGAUGUUCGUAGGAGCACGAGGUGA